GGUUUGGUGCUGUAGCAGUCAGGAACUUGGAAGCCCAGGAUUCAGGAAUGAGCAGGAACUCAUUCCAGGAAAUCUGUCUGCAGGGAUCCGAAAUCAGCGAUGAGCAGAAAUUCCUAUUCCAGGCUGCGGAGGUAGGAAUCAGGACGAGGUAGGGAUCAAAAGAGUUUCCUCGGAUUGCGAGGAGGAGGUAGGCGAUUACGACGCAGUGGCGCAGAUCGAGCUCUGUCGGUGACCCGUCAGAAGAGAUUCCUCCGAGAUCGCAGACGAUGGCUCCUCCUAGAGUGACCCGUCACUGAUGCGCUUCGAGGAAUGAAGUUCCUGGGAGUUGCGGGUGCUCAGCGCAGCGCGAUCAGAGCAGGGGUUCGGGCUACUACUACUAGCGCAGCUUGCGUGGUUCGUACUUGAAGCUCCUUUCAGCAGUGACGCGCCCGCGCCGUGUUCAGCAGGCGAGUGAGAUCCGACGCUCGUGGUCAGACGCUCGUGGCCAGGCGCUCUCCGCUUUCGCGUCGACUCAAAAGCCGGGGGCUGAGAUCCAACGCCAGUCGCGGAAGCGAUCCUAGCGAACUUCUGAAGAUCCGGCGAUUGCCAUCCGGUUGCCGUCCGAUUGCCGUGCAAUUGCCAUCCGACGGUUGCCAUCCGACGAUCAUCAGACCGGUCGUUCACAAUGAUGAGCCGAGGGGCCCGAGGCCCUCGCCGGCCGCCGCAUUUGCCGACGGGGAAGGCAGCGGGAGGUGGCGACUGGUUCGCGUCGCUCCGCGGCCGAACGCUCAUGUCGAUCGCACUCGUCGCCGUCGUCGCCUCCACCAGGCGCACGUGGUUCCCCUCGGCGCAGCUCGCGGCUCUCCUCGUCGACAGGGGCGGGUGCGAGUUUCCCAUCCAGCUCAACGCCAGGGGCGCCCUAGAGGGCCCCUGGGUGAACCACUCAUCGCUCUCCUCGCACGACCUCCUCGACCUCGCCACUAGACGGACCGACGGGGGGGGCUCCUCCGCCUCCUCCUGGGACCGCAGGCACGCGUUCGCGUCUGACGCGGGGGGCGGGGGCGGAGUGACGGAGGCGGAGUUCUACACGCCUGUGCGGUACCAGGGGAUGGGGAAGGUGGUGGCGGCGGAGGAGGGGGAGGACGACGGCAAGGCGCCGUGGGGGCACGUCGUGGAGGGGCUGCUCACCGCGGGCACACUCAGCACGGGGAAUCGCCUCACGCUGGCGUUUGCCCGGCUUGCUGAGAGGUUCCUGGCGUCGUGGGUGCGCAUCGAUGGCAUCACCAAGGGACUGGGCAAGGCGGGCAUGGUGAAGCAGAUCAUGUUUCCAGCCAUGGCCGUCAACCCCAAGAUGCAGCCGUGCCUGGCGCAGGUGCGCAUAGUGCAGGGCCGGGUGUACUUUCGCUACGGCUACUUCCUGGAAGAUGCGAGGAAGCUCAAGCGCGUCAACCUGGCAGUGAAGAUGAUUCUCCAAGCCAUCACUGCAUACGACCUCAGAUCGCUGCGAGCGGAGCUGUUCAUCAAUGCGUGCGACAAGCCCGUCAGCUUCGACAACUCCCUCUCCUCAGGCUGCUCCGGCUUCCCGGUGUUCAGCACACAGUGGACCCCCGGCUCCACUGACAUUCUCUUCCCCGACCCCCUCGACCUCGACUUCUCGCCGCCUGCCCAUGCUGAGCACGUCCCCUGGCCCAAGAAGGAAGGCAAGGCGGUGUGGCGGGGCAGCGGCUUCGAGUUCCAAUUGAAGCCCUACAACUGGGCCUCCAGCUUCCGCCUUCGCCUGCACCGAACCUCCGACUCGCGCCCGGACCUGCUGGACGCCCGGCUGGCCAGCUUCGGCAAGGACGACCUGUCCGAACCAAGAGAGAUGCUGAUCAAAAACGGCUUUGUGUUGGCAGAGGAGCUUGACGAGGGGCAGAAGGAGGAGGCAUUCAAGUACGUGGUGGUGGUGGAUGAGAGGGUGGGCUCUCGUGACAUGUGUCGCGCUCUCAGUGGCCAGCAGGCCGUUAUCCGGCACCUCUCAGGCUUCAUGCAGUACUUUGAGCCGCUCCUGCUGCCAGGGGUGCACUACAUCCCCGUCACACACAGUUUCACGGAUGUGGUGGACGCAGUGGAGUGGAUGCGGCAGCACGAUGACGCCGUGCACACCAUGGUGCUCAACGCCAACGAGCUUGCUUCGCAUGUGUGCACGUGGCACAGCCGGGUGCACUACUGGGCCGUGCUGCUCGCCAAGUACUCCGCUCGAGCCAUGGAAACCCCACAAGCCGUGGUCGCCCCUACCGUGUGUGAAGGCGGCAAGGCUUUGGAGUCCGCGGAGUGGGCGGCUGGUAAAGUAACGAAUCCAAGUUGUAAGGUCGAGGGGAAGGAUGCCAGUGAGGGUAAGUGCUUGGAUUUUUGUGUUACAGGUGUGCCUGAGGAGAAAUGGACAUGGUUGGAUGCAAAGGAUAGCCUAGCAUCUUUGGAGAUUCAUGAUCCUUUUGGGCAUCCACAUGCACCAGGAAGGGCAGUAGAAUGAUUUGUGUGCCUUGUAUUUCUGCAACCCUGUGUGGGAUUGUGGAUAGACAUCUUCAUGUACCGGUAAGAGUUAAUACUUAGUUACAUGUUUUGAAGGCAUUUCUGCACAACGGAACGUGUGGAAACCUGUCGCGCGGAUUUCGUCGCUAGGCCUCACGAUGUGGAUACUUUUCGCCGAAUGCGCAAGCACUUCGCAGCGGCUGUCGCAUCAACCCCCGGCGUGUGGCAAGCAGAAGUCGAAAUGAUGGGACUGGAGCGGAGGUCAGGUACAACGCGGUACAAUGUGGUUUUGUUGUUUCAAGGAACUUUUGAGAGGUACAGAGGGAAGCGAUCAGAUGAUGGGAGUGAAGGGUCCCUCGGACCGUACUAGCUAGCCACACCCUUCACCUGCCUCUUCCUCUCACUGAACUGAACACAACGGAGGUGUGCUGAGCUGAGCUGAUCCAGGAAUCACGGAGACCCUAGUUCCGCCAUGGAGCUGUGAGGUUCCGAGGGCUUUCUGUAGCGUAUCCGACGGCGUUCAACACUCUUUUUGGAUCGCCUAAGUCUUAGGUUUUAACUGGAGCUUGAUUUCUCAUUGCUAGCGGAUUGGCUAUCCCUCGUCAGCUCUGUCAGGGCUUCAGCCAUGUCGGGGGGUUUUUUUCGAGGGACCAGCGCGGAUCAGGACAGCCGGUUUUCCAACAAGAAUGCGAAGCUGCUAAAAUCGCAGAAGUUUGCUCCGGAGCUUGACGAGCCGGUGGAUAUGACCAAGGUAAAGAAGGAGGUGAUGCAGCCAUGGAUCGCCAAGCGAGUGACCGAGCUACUAGGCGUGGAGGAUGAAGUUCUGAUCAACUUCAUCUACAGUCUCUUGGAAGGCAAGGUAUGC
This is a messenger RNA of Closterium sp. NIES-67, 3355 nucleotides long. The record is from the annotation of a GenBank genome assembly. NCBI's taxonomy places the organism in Eukaryota, Viridiplantae, Streptophyta, Zygnematophyceae, Desmidiales, Closteriaceae.